Messenger RNA from Pantherophis guttatus, 4357 nucleotides. It is a transcript of the gene PSD2, whose product is annotated as pleckstrin and Sec7 domain containing 2. The record is from RefSeq and is a predicted model, not a curated record. Gene Ontology annotation, molecular function: protein binding; guanyl-nucleotide exchange factor activity; phospholipid binding. Gene Ontology annotation, biological process: regulation of ARF protein signal transduction. Lineage: Eukaryota; Metazoa; Chordata; Lepidosauria; Squamata; Colubridae.
GAUUGGCUAGCAGAAUCAUCCAUCUCUCAGAUCUUUGAGGAAAAUGUGAAAUACUCUGAGAGGUUUGCUCCCUCUUGCACUAGGAGCUGCUGCCUCAAUGGCUAGCUGCUUUAUCUGCAUAUUCACCCAAAGCCUCAUGCAUCAGUUUUCUCCUACUGUUCCGCACCGAAUGUGAGCGGUGAGCUCCGACGAUUAUUCUGGUCCAAUCUUCUUUCUCCUUCCCCCUCCCUUUUGUCCCCUCCUGCCUUUUCUGCAACCUGAUUCCUGGCAAAUUUUUGACACCUGAAGGAAAAGCUAGGGAGGCGUAAACCCUUGCAAGUAGUAAUGGUAAGGGAGGGAGUCAAAAAGAAGAAAGUCUGGGAAGGCAUGAGGAACAGGAUGACUUCUUACAAAUAGCUGCUGCUGAUUUGCAUGGAUUGUGGUGCAAAACAAACUGCGUUUGGGGGGAAACAUUUUAGCUCUGGCUACAGGGUCACAAUCAAGAAAAAAGGCAGAGGAACCCAGGACAAGUUACAAUCAGUUGAAGAUGAGUGGAAAUACUCCACUGCCAACUGCAGAGUGUAAUGAAUCAAAUAUCUCCAGGUUUCAACUAGCCAUGAUCGUGUCUAAUGAGAGGGAGCAAUUUACAGAGCCUACGGAUGCUCCAGCUAUCACACCCAGUAUUCAGAAUGAUGCCGAGUCUUUCAGAGCAAUGGAGAACAGAACCCAGACAGAUGAUGACUGCCUGGGUAAUGCAAGCAAACAUCAGGAAGUGGAAAUAGAUGUGUGGCAGGAGAUGAGUAUGCAGAAGAGCAAUGGUCAGCAAGAACAAUUAGGAACCAACAGUGACAGCACCAGCAGCAUAAUGCACACAAAUGGGUUACCUGCUGAAUCAAAGCCUGGUACAGAGAACAAUAAAGACAGAGCACAAACUCCAUCCACUCCAAGGACUGGCAGUGUUGCUUUCAAAGAGAACAUCUUGGCAAAUGAGUUGUUUCUCAAUGAUAGAAGAAACAAUUAUGGUUUGCAAUCAUGUCGGGAUGUUACUGAACUGUUUUAUCCUGAGGAUGGAGAAGAGCACAUAAGCUUAAUUGUUGCAGAAUCUAAGCUCCAUUGCAGCAGUUACGACAGGGAAGAUUUUGCAUUUAAAGACAUCAGGGAUGGAUUCAGUUCUACUUUUGAAAAAAUUGUGGAAUCUGACCUUAUGAAGGGCACAUACUACAGCAGCCUGGACUCCUUGGAUGUGCUCUCCCUUACAGAUGAGACAGACAGCUGUGUUAGCUUUGAAGCUCCGCUCACACCUCUUAUUCAGCAAAGAACCAAAGAAAGUUCUGAACUUUCAGAACAGAAAUUCCUCACUAACCAGAAGGAAAGUCUGGAGCCCAGGGCAACAGAGAAACAGGGUGAAAUGAUGGCCAGGGUUAUGGAUGGUAAUUUGGGGAGUCCCUUGCAGCACUCCAUCACUAGCAGCCAGUCUGAGAAUGUGCUGAGCCAAGUAUCACUGAAAAAUAUUCCUAAUGGCUAUCACAUGGAACGGUCAGAAGAAAAGCUUCCAAAAUUUAGUAAUUCAAUCAGUGAUGCCAACAUAAAAGAUGGCCUUUCGGAUUCAGAUUCUGAUAUGGGCAGCACAGAACAACUUGACCAGGGAAGCACGGACAUUCUUAUCAAUGGCUGCAAGGCACACAGUGAGGCUGCCAAAAGAUUGGCUAAAAGGCUCUACAAUCUUGAAGGAUUCAAGCACUGUGAUGUGGCCCGCCAGUUGGGCAAGAAUAACGAAUUUAGCAAAAUGGUAGCAGAAGAAUAUCUCAGUUUCUUCGAUUUUACUGGGUUGACCUUGGAUAAAGCACUAAGAGCUUUCCUAAAAGCUUUCCCCCUUAUGGGAGAGACACAGGAACGGGAGCGGGUCCUCGUCCAUUUCUCUCGCAGAUAUUGUCACUGCAAUCCCCAGGAGAGCACAUCGGAAGAUGGAAUCCAUACACUCACCUGUGCUCUGAUGCUGCUGAACACUGAUCUCCAUGGCCAUAAUAUUGGGAAAAAGAUGUCCUGCCAACAGUUUACAGCAAAUCUGGAUGGACUAAAUGAUGGGAAAGAUUUUGCAAAGGAUCUGUUAAAGACCCUGUAUAACUCCAUAAAAAAUGAAAAACUAGAAUGGGCAAUUGAUGAAGAUGAACUCAGGAAGUCAUUAUCAGAAUUGGUGGAUGAUAAAUUUGGUGCCAGUGCAAAGAAAAUCACAAGGAUAGUGGAUGGCAGUAACCCUUUCCUGGAUGCUCCCCAGGCCCAGAAUGCUGUUACCUACAAGCAUGGCAUCCUCACUCGGAAAACCCAUGCUGACAUGGAUGGGAAGAGAACUCCAAGAGGACGAAGGGGAUGGAAGAAAUUUUAUGCUGUGCUUAAAGGGACCAUACUGUAUUUGCAAAAGGAUGAAUAUAAACCUGAUAAAGAUCUUUCUGAAGUAGAUCUAAAGAAUGCUAUUCGCAUUCAUCAUGCCUUAGCCACAAAAGCCUCGGAUUAUAGCAAAAAAUCCAAUGUGCUGAAACUGAAGACAGCAGACUGGAGAGUGUUUCUCUUCCAAGCUCCAAGUAAAGGAGAAAUGCUGUCAUGGAUCCUGAGAAUAAACUUGGUAGCUGCCAUUUUUUCUGCCCCUGCAUUUCCAGCUGCUAUUUGCUCCAUGAAGAAGUUCUGCCGGCCUCUUUUGCCAUCUUCAUCAACUAAACUCUGUCAGGAAGAACAGCUACUGUCCCAUGAGAAUAAAAUGAGGCAAAUUACAGAUGAAUUAACUGAACAUAAAUUGCAUCCUGUAGUGAAAUGCCUGAAGUCAAAAGAGGCUGAAGAAUAUCGUCUGAAGGAACAUUACUUAAUAUUUGAGAAAAACCGAUAUGAGACAUAUAUCAACCUCUUAUGUGCAAAGAUAAAGGCUGGGACAGAUGACCUGGAAAGAAUUGAAGCCAAACUCUUCACAAUGGAGACCCAGGAUAUUUCUUUGAGGAAGACUUGUUCCAGUCCUUCUAUAACCCAAGGGCAGUUGUCUGUUGAAAGCAGUAAGGCAGAAAAAGACACUCUAGAGCCAAAUACUUCAUACACAGGGAGUCAAUAAGAGAGAGCUGGUUCUCCUUAUCUGCAAUCCAUGAGCACAAUAAUUUCUCAGAUAUAGAGUUACGUCAAUAGAAAGAAUUCGAAGGUGUUUUAGUUUACACUGAUUCUAUUCUGGUGCUUUUGUUUUUGGAAUUAGGCCGCCCAUGUUGGUUUUCCUGAAUGAAUAUGCAAUAAAAGGACAAAUUUCCCAUAGAAGGGCUGCAUAGGUCUUUGACCCACUGCUUGUCUUUGUGAGUACUUGCAUUUUCCAAUGAACAACAUGUGUGAAACUAUGAUAACAUGAGAACCCAACUGAAUUAUUUGUUUAAAAAAAAAUUACAAGUGAAAUGGUGGUUCCACAGCCCUUGCAAUAGACUUACAAAGAAAAUAUUGAAACAGUGGGAAGAUUUUUAUUCAUUGCUGAUAAGAGGUUUUGGACUGGACAGGGUAUCUGUUGAAUCACAUUUCCACAUGAAUUGUAAAAACUAUAGUACUAUACCUUUCUACUGCCAAACACAGGUGUAGUUGGUUUCAGAUAUAUAAACUUGCAAUCUAACAUAGGCCAAAACAAUAGCAGGAAUAAAAUUCCUUUAAUAUACAGGGAACUCUUAGCAAGACUAAGUAAUGUUUUGAAAAGGUAAUAGUUUUUUUCCCUUUCUAUUUCUAACAAAAUUCCAUUUGACUUUGCUGCAGUAAAAGCUGCUGUAGCUAUGCUCUCAGCCUCUGUACAUAGCCAAUUCACAGCUCUUGUUCCUGUUCCUUCUGCUUCUUCUUCCUGGCCAUCCGAGCAUCUGCAAGAUAACCUAUGUGUGUGAUGACCGUAGAAAACUGAGUUGCAGUCACAGAUAGUUGUACAUAUUCCAUUUUGCUGUAAGCAUAAAUAUACUUGCAUAAUGGGAUGUUGUGCUUCUAUUCCUUUCUUGCUGUGAUAAAAGUGGUUUUAAGACCUCCAGCACUUUAUUUAUGGAUUAAUUCAUCAUCUUUUUUUCUAUACAUUUUUCACAGUCAAUCAAGUUCCAGUUUUAAAGGAUCUUGUAGCUGCUAAUUACAGUAAUUUACAGUUUAUAUUUUUGCAGCUUUUUAAAAUAAAGAUAAUAAAGAAAUUUCUUUGGAUUCUCACAGCUUUGGAGAAUUUAUAAAUGAUUGAGUUUCCAUAUUUCGUACCAUCGAGGGAUACACCCUCUUUGUCACCAAAUUUUUAACCAUAAUUUUUGUAUAGUUUGAUAAUUUUAUUUGAAAGAAUGCACUAAGAAUUAUGUACAAAUAAAUACUAAAACUGUUAAUAAAGAAAAUUCAUUUAAAGCUC